GCUUGUCCGCCGCGGCUUGCCGUAGUGGCCCUGCCCCAGCGCUUGGUGGGGCCAAAUAUGGCGUCCUCCGAGCCACCGCCGACCGUGAGUUCAUGCGCUGCGGAGGGCGAGGAGGAGACGAUACUCUAUGACUUGUUGGUCAACACCGAGUGGCCCCCGGAGACGGAAGUACAGCCUAGAGGCAACCGGAAACAUGGUGCAUCCUUUAUCAUCACAAAAGCAAUUAGGGAUCGUUUAUUAUUUUUAAGCCAAUAUAUCUGGUACAGCCCUGCACCUUUCUUGCUCCCUGAUGGACUGGUUCGCUUGGUUAAUAAACAGAUAAACUGGCAUUUGGUACUUGCAAGCAAUGGGAAGCUCUUGGCCGCAGUUCAAGACCAGUGUGUGGAGAUCAGGUCUGCAAAAGAUGAUUUUACAUCUAUUAUUGGGAAAUGUCAAGUUCCAAAAGACCCAAAACCGCAGUGGAGGCGUGUGGCGUGGAGUUACGACUGCACUCUGCUGGCCUAUGCUGAAAGCAUGGGGACUGUGAGGGUGUUUGAUCUCAUGGGAAGUGAGCUCUUCGUUAUUGCUCCGGCAUCUAGUUUAGCAGGUGAUCUGAGCUAUGCCAUUGCUGGGCUGAUAUUUUUAGAAUAUAAAGCAAGUGCACAGUGGUCUGCAGAACUCUUGGUCAUCAAUUACCGAGGAGAACUUAGAAGCUACCUUGUAAGUGUUGGAACACAUCAGAGCUAUCAGGAGAGCCACUGUUUCAGCUUCAGCAGUCAUUAUCCUCAUGGAAUCAACACAGCUAUUUACCAUCCCGGGCACAGACUUUUGCUGGUUGGUGGAUGUGAAACUGCUGAAGUGGGCAUAUCAAAAGCUGCUAGCUGUGGACUGUCUGCCUGGAGAGUUCUUUCAGGAUCACCCUAUUAUAAGCCCGUUACUCAUGGUGGCGACAGGGUCACUGCAGUACCAAAGACACUGGGAUUAUUAAGGAUGUUAAGUGGCAAGUUUUACAGUCGCCAGGGACAAGAACAGGAUGGGAUCUUCAAGAUGAGCCUCUCUCCAGAUGGGACCCUCCUUGCAGCCAUUCACUUCUCAGGAAAGCUAAGCAUCUGGGCCAUCCCGUCUCUGAAGCAGCAAGGGGAGUGGAUUCAACACGAGCAGCCUGGCUACGAUGACCUUAAUCCUGAUUGGAGACUCUCUACUGAGAAGAGAAAAAAAAUCAAAGAUAAGGAGUCUUUUUACCCGCUGAUAGAUGUGAAUUGGUGGGUGGACAGCGCAGUGAUUUUGGCUCGCUGCUCUGGUGCUUUGACUGUUUCAUCAGUGAAAACUUUGAAGAAUUUACUGGGAAAGUCAUGUGAAUGGUUUGAACCGUCGCCUCAAGUCACUGCUACCCAUGAUGGGGGAUUUUUAAGUUUGGAGUGUGAGAUUAAACUUGCCCCCAAACGAUCCCGUUUGGAGACGAGGGCAGGAGAAGAUGACGAAGGAGAAGAGGAUUCGGAUUCUGACCAGGAAAUCUCUGCCAAGACUCGCUACUUUGGCUAUAUCAAACAGGGCCUGUACUUAGUGACGGAGAUGGAGCGGUUCGCACCGCCCCGGAAACGCCCGCGAACCAUUACUAAAAACUACCGCCUGGUGAGCCUGCGGUCCACGACCCCCGAGGAGCUCUACCAGAGGAAGAUCGAAAGUGAAGAGUAUGAGGAAGCCUUGUCCCUGGCUCAGACCUACGGCCUGGACACUGACCUGGUGUACCAGAGGCAGUGGAGGAAGUCAGCGGUCAACAUUGCUUCAAUUCAGAAUUACUUGAGUAAAAUAAAGAAACGAUCCUGGGUUCUUCAUGAGUGUUUGGAAAGAGUUCCUGAAAAUGUAGAUGCCGCCAAGGAACUGCUUCAAUAUGGAUUAAAAGGCACAGACCUGGAGGCUCUUUUAGCCAUAGGGAAAGGAGCAGAUGAUGGCAGAUUUAUACUCCCUGGUGAGAUGGACAUUGACAAUAUUUCCUAUGAGGAGCUUUCCCCACCUGAAGAAGACCCUGCCGAGAAGAAACAGGAGAAGGAGCUCAAAAAGAGACGAGAACUACUUAAAUUAGUGAACUUUUCAAAGUUAACGCUGGAACAAAAGGAACUUUGCCGUUGUAGACUGAAAUUAUUAACCUACUUAGAUCGGCUUGCAACAUACGAGGAAAUCCUCGGAGUACCUCAUGCAUCUGGACAGAGAUACGAUGCUGAAUUCUUUAAGAAGUUCAGAAGUCAGAAUAUUGUUCUCUCAGCAAGAACUUAUGCUCGGGAGAGUAAUGUGCAGGCCCUGGAAAUUCUGUUCACUUACCAUGGGUCUGACCUGCUCCCUCACCGCCUGGCGAUUCUCUCCAACUUCCCAGAGACCACAUCGCCACACCAAUAUUCUGCUUUGCUGCCUGAAGCUUGUUAUGACGGUGAUUCCUUGAUGAUCGUUCCUUGGCACGAACAUAAGCACCGAGAUGAAGACUGGUGUGAGAAGCUGGAGUGCAGAACGGUGGUUGAGCCAAGUCUUCCGGAUGAAAGUGAGUUCCUGUAUGCCGCACAGCCCGCGCUGCUGAGGUACCGAAGCGCCCGGCUGGCGGUGGCGGAGGUGAUGGACUGGUAUCGGAACAGAGCGGAGGAGAUAGAACAUUACGCCCGGCAGGUUGACUGUGCGUUGUCGCUUAUUCGACUUGGAAUGGAGCGGAAUAUUCCUGGCUUGCUGGUUCUCUGUGAUAAUUUGGUUACUCUAGAAGCAUUGGUUUAUGAAGCUGGGUGUGAUUUAACCCUAACCUUGAAAGAACUGCAGCAGAUGAAAGACAUUGAGAAACUAAGAUUAUUGAUGAAUAGUUGUUCUGAGGACAAGUAUGUGACAAGCGCCUACCAGUGGAUGGUUCCCUUUCUUCAUCGCUGUGAGAAGCAGUCUCCUGGAGUGGCUAAUGAGCUGCUAAAGGAAUAUUUAGUAACUCUAGCAAAAGGGGACUUAAAGUUACCCCUGAAGAUAUUUCAGCAUUCCAAGCCUGAUUUGCAGCAAAAAAUCAUUCCUGAUCAGGACCAACUAAUGGCAAUAGCACUAGAAUGCAUCUAUAGCUGUGAACGAAAUGACCAGCUUGCUCUUUGCUAUGACAUAUUAGAAUGUCUACCACAAAGAGGAUAUGGUCAGAAAACAGAGGUCACGACAGUCCUUCAUGACAUGGUAGACCAACUGGAGCACAUUCUCAGUGUGUCAGAGAUUUUGGAGAAACAUGGACUUGAGAAACCAAUUUCCUAUGUUAAAAAUACUCAGUCUAGCUCAGAAGAGGCACGCAAGCUGAUGGUUAGAUUGACUAGGCACACCGGUCGAAAGCAACCUCCUGUCAGUGAGUCUCACUGGAGAGUGUUGCUGCAGGACAUGUUAACUAUGCAGCAGAAUGUUUACACGUGUCUAGAUUCUGACGCUUGCUAUGAGAUAUUUACAGAAAGUCUUCUGUGUUCCAGUCGCCUUGAGAACAUCCACCUGGCUGGGCAGAUGAUGCACUGCAGUGCUUGCUCAAUAAAUCCACCAACUAGUAUAGCCCAUAAAGGAAAAACCCAAUACAGGGUCAGUUACGAAAAAAGUAUUGACUUGGUUCUGGCAGCCAGCAGAGAGUACUUCAAUUCUUCUACCAGCCUCACUGACACCUGCAUGGAUCUGGCCAGGUGCUGUUUACAGCUGAUAACAGAUCGACCCGCUGCCAUUCAAGAGGAGCUCGAUCUUAUCCAGGCCCUGGGGUGCCUUGAAGAAUUUGGGGUGAAGAUCUUGCCUUUGCAAGUGCGAUUGUGCUCUGAUCGGAUCGGCCUCAUCAAGGAGUGUAUUUGCCAGUCCCCCACGUGCUACAAGCAGUCCACCAAACUGCUGGGCCUUGCCGAGCUGCUGAGGGUAGCAGGUGAAGACCCGGAAGAAAGGCGUGGACAGGUUCUCGUCCUUCUAGUGGAGCAGGCAUUGCGUUUCCAUGACUACAAAGCUGCCAAUGUGCAUUGUCAGGAGCUGAUGGCCACAGGUUACUCUAAAAGCUGGGCUGUCUGCAGCCAGUUGGGGCAGUCGGAAGGUUACCAGGACCUGGCCACUCGGCAGGAGCUCGUGGCUUUCGCUCUGACACACUGCCCUCCCAGCAGCAUCGAGCCGCUCCUGGCUGCCAGCAGCUCUCUGCAGACAGAAAUUCUUUAUCAAAGAGUGAAUUUUCAAAUCCAUCCAGAAGGAGGGGAGAGUAUCAAUAUGUCACCAUUGAUGAGUAAAGCACUGCAAGAGGUGAGUCUCGGUGAGAGGGAGGAGGAGUUUGAAAGGUGCUUGUGA
This is a messenger RNA of Odocoileus virginianus texanus, 4281 nucleotides long. The record is from RefSeq and is a predicted model, not a curated record. NCBI's taxonomy places the organism in Eukaryota, Metazoa, Chordata, Mammalia, Artiodactyla, Cervidae.